AGGAAGCGGCCGGCGAAGGCUGAGGCUGGAGGAGCAGAGGCCGCGAUGGACCGGAGGAAGAAGCCGCUGGACGUGGCCGCCUCCUCGUUGGUAGAUCUCAAAGCAGAACUCUUCAGGAAGCAAGAAGAAUUCAAGAAAGAAAAGCUAUUGAAAGACUCUGGUGUCUUUGCAAAGCCCAAAACUUCUAAUAAGAAACCAAGUGUCUGGAACAAGCAAAACACAGGAGUUGCAAAUCGAGCUGAGAAAGAUGUUGAGCAGAAUGCAGAAGAGGAAAAUAUGUUAGAUAAAUCCAGGAAAAAACUAGAGGAGAAAGCAAAGCUGUAUGAGAAAAUGACAAAAGGCGACUUUCCAGAUGAAGAAACUGAGGAUUUGUACCUAGUGGAUUUCACUCAGAAGAUCAUAGACAAACAGCAUGAAGUACAGGAAUUGUAUCAGAGCGAAGCUGCUAGAAAGACUUUAGAAAAAGAGACAGAUGAUGAGGAAACUCUACCUGAAAUGGAAAUACCACCGCCUGAGGACCCAGAUGAAGAAUGGGUUGAUUAUGUUGAUUUCUUGGGCCGAUCUAGACGCUGUAUGAAGAAGGAUUUGCCAAGUCUUCUUAAAAUGGAUCGGGAGCUUCAAGGGAAAAGCCAAGUUCCUGAUGGGAAUACUCUGCUAUCUGAAGAUAUGAUAAGAGAACUUCAGCGGCAGCAGUGGGAAAAAGAAGAAGAAGAAGCCCUGAGAAAACCCAUGGGACCCAUACAUUAUGAGGACAUUCGAGAAAAUGAGGCGAGACAGCUUGGUGUUGGUUACUUUGCCUUUUCUCGUGACAAAGAACUUAGGAAUAAACAACGGGCAACACUGGAUAUGCUAAGAGAGCAGACACUUGAUCAAAGAACUAAACGUGAGCAGUUGAAAGAGAAAAGGAAGGCUGCUUUAGAUGCAAGGCUGUCUAAACUUCGAGCACGGAAGGUUAAGAAGUUAAGGGAAGCUGGUUUGGAGGAAGAGGCACAAAAAUUGGAGAAUGGAGAGUUGAAUGGUCCCGCUGAAGAACCGGAAGCUCCCAAAGUUACUGCAGCAAGUAGGAAGGUAGAGGUUGUCAUCCAGGAGAGAAGAGAUACAAAGCCUGGCGUGCCUUAUGUCCGAGAGUGGGAUAAAGGCAAAGAACUGAUGUUUGGGCAGUGGUCAAAGAAACAGGAAGAACUCAGAGAUGAACGAGAUCCAGAAUUUGCACCACCUUCUGAUUACUUCAAGGGACAAAAGAAAGAUGAUAAUUAUAGAAGUCGGAACUUGAGCAGCCCUGAAAGCUCCUCUGAAAAAGCAGAAACAGAGACGGCACAAAACCAGCCGAUGCCAUCAGCACAGGCCAAUGGUGGAAGCACUGAAAGUGUGCCACCAUCAGUGCAGGAUCGCAACAGCAACGUUCAUAGGCCAGCAGCAGCAGCCUGUGGCAGUGCCACCCAAGUUGGGCCAUCGUCAUCAGAGGAUGACAGCGGUGAUGAUGAGGAUACACUGCCGUCUGCACAGGCUUACGGCUAUGGUGCUCACAGUGCACUGCCAACGAUGCAGGCUUACGGUUACGGUGCUCAAGAUGUGCUGUCAUCAGUGCCACCUUAUGGCUACAGCAGUCAUGAGAUGCCGUUUCCAGGACAGGCUUAUGGCUAUGGCACGCAAGGCAUGCUGCCACCAAUGCAUUCUUAUGGCUACGGUGCUCACGAUGUGCCGUUUCCAAUGCAGGCAUAUGGCUACGGUGCACAACAUGCACCACCAGCAAUGCAGGCCUGUGGCUGCAGCACUCAAGAUGUGCCACCUGGAACGCAGGCCUGUGGCUGCAGCACCCAAGAUGUGCCACCUGGAACACAGGCUUGUGGCUGCAGCACCCAAGAUGUGCCACCCGGAACACAGGCCUGUGGCUGCAGCACCCAAGAUGUGCCACCCAGAAUGCAGAGCUGUGGCUGCAGCGCCCAAGAUGUGCCACCUGGAACACAGGUCUGUGGCUGCAGUGCCCAGGAUGUAGCACCUUCAGUGCAGACCACCAGCAGUGAUGCUCAAAAUCAGGAACCACUGUACCAAAGUUUAGAUGAUAUGCUGUCAUAUUACAGACAAGUGACUUGAACUGACCAAAAAGAGAAGCAAGAAUCGUGAUUUAAAGAAUUGAAAUAGAAUUACCUUCUCAGCAAGAAUAUUCUUUUGCCACAUCUGGGAAAAAUAAGUUUCUAAACUAGAUCUAAAUAAAUCUGGUGACCUAAGAUGUUUUACACCAUAGCUGUACUUUCGCCUUGUUGGUUCUCUUCCCUCCCCUCCCUGCCCACCCUUAUAUUAAAAUUACAGGGUUUCUUUGGCAGUGCUUAUUGGUUUAGUACAUAUUUUGUUUUAAUUCUGCCAUUUACAUGUGAAAUUGAAGUGUAUAAAUGGCUUACUUUCAAAAUACAAACUCCUCCUUUAUCCAUUCCCCAGCUAGCUUCUGGUUUGGAGGUACUACAAGUGCUAUCUGUAGAGACACUGUUGAAAGGGCAGGCCCUCUGCUGCCAAGUACAGAACAGUUUUAGGCAAUCUCUUACCUGCUCAGUCUCCUCCCUUUAGGAAGUGCAGAAUAUUGUCUAGUACACAGUUGUCAGAUGGUCAUAACGGCUGCUGCAUUCCUGUGGUCUGUUAUUCACAAUUCUGUGAAGCAGGUUAGAGUGGAGAAGAUAAAUAAUGAUGGUUAUGCUUUGCUGAAGCAGGAGUCUUGAUACCUGAAAUUACCAACUUACUGGCUUAGACAGUGCUCUCAUAAUUCUCCAAGUGCAUUUUCCUUGCAUCAUGUGUUGUAUUUAUGUGAUUUUUUUUUUUAAUGUAACACUUUUUUUUGCCAAGAAAACCUCUAACAUUCUGUGAUUCUGUGACUGAACAGAUGUAGCAGCAUGCAGAACAUAUUCAUUGUUCCCAAGCCGUUUUAAUCUCAGCUAGGAAACACACUUCUCCCUCUCUUCUUCUAUCACUGGCUUUUGCACAGGAAUGUGCCAAGGAGGAAUAACACAUUACAGGAGGAACAGCACCCUACAAGAGAACCAGUGCUACCAUUUUAAAGGUACAAAACACCCCUGAUAUGUAUCCCUACCAAAUAGUUAAGAGGCUGGUGCUUUACAGCUUCUCCUGUUUCUCUGAGCAGACCUAGAAUUUGAGGAUAGUGUUGCUCCAUUAAUAGCCACAUUCACCUGAAAGGCACAGAAAGCUCAGCAGCAGCUCAUUGGGGUUUUUUUGCUGCUGACACUGACCUGAACUUGACCGUUGCACAUGGCAUUAGGGCACAAUUUCUUCCUUUCUUUGAAUCUCUUCAGUAUGAAUAAAGAACCUGAAAAUAAACAAUUAUUAUAGAUUAUUAACUAAAAGGAAGAAGAAGAUGAUACAAAUCCAUCUGCUUUUCCCAAAUGUGACAGCAUCAAUAUGGGUUUUUUCCUCAUAAACUUGCAACAAGCUCAAGUUAGUUAACACCCAUGAGAUGGCAGUCUAGUUUGACUGAUUUUCUGUAAGACAUUUUGCCAGUGUACACUUCCUUUCUGCUACUUAUUAAGUAGUAACAGUGAAGUAGCCUGAUGACUCUGAGCUGCAUAGAAUUUCCUUUCACAUGUUCUGUGAUCUCACAGUAAAUUUUGAGUUCAAAACAGUUGUGUUGUGCUUUAUCAGCUUUCUUCCACAAAUAUCAGAAGUGGUCAAAACACAAAUUUCAGAUUUGACUAGUUAAAAAAAAGUUUUCUUUCCAGUGCCUCUAGUUGUUGAACUUGUACAUAGAAAGUUAUGUUAACUGUUGCAAUAUUUCAUAAAGAAGUAAUUGGUUGCUCAGAGUAAGCAAGGCAAAAGAUACUUGCUAAGCUAGUUACUUGCAAAGACUUUACUACUGUAGGAUUCCAGGCUACUUUGAGAACCAUCCUUGGUGUCCAACAUGAGAUUUCACUGCUGUACCUUGCCAUGGGGAUCAUCACCACUGUUCUCAUGCUUAAGCGAUACAGGAAUGUGUGACAUCAUAUUGACAAGUUAAUAGUGACUGCCAUGUUUAAGCUUAACUAAUUAGGGAAACCUAAUGGUUGUUGCAGCACUAUCAGAGGAAAUAAAGAACCUUAUUCAGAUUCCUACUA
This is a messenger RNA of Pogoniulus pusillus (Red-fronted tinkerbird), 4094 nucleotides long. RefSeq names its product coiled-coil domain containing 174 (gene CCDC174). The coding region runs from base 46 to 2094 and encodes 682 amino acids. The transcript has 11 exons. The record is from RefSeq and is a predicted model, not a curated record. Gene Ontology annotation, cellular component: nucleus. NCBI's taxonomy places the organism in Eukaryota, Metazoa, Chordata, Aves, Piciformes, Lybiidae.